This is a messenger RNA of Guillardia theta CCMP2712, 438 nucleotides long. RefSeq lists its product as hypothetical. The record is from RefSeq and is a predicted model, not a curated record. The transcript has a single exon. NCBI's taxonomy places the organism in Eukaryota, Cryptophyceae, Pyrenomonadales, Geminigeraceae. Bases 155 to 391 code for a protein of 78 amino acids.
CGAAAGCGACAGCGGCUCUCACUCUCCCACCUAUCCCGACCUGCGAGAGAGCGACAGCAGCCUGGAGCCGUUGGCUGAGCCAGAGACACCUCAUGUGCGGGCAACGCCAGGCCCCAUGUGAACCUCAUGGUACCCGCGCUACCAGCGAACCGUGAUGAGCAGACUUGAAGUCCCGUCUGAGGCUCAAGACAGCAGCCACGGGCAGUGUGUCUUCGGCUCAACCUGCCAUUGCGACAACUUUGAACGCCUCUACGUCAGUUGGCACCACAGUGCCACAAGGUGUCAGUCAUCUUGUACUAGAUUGUAUGCAGUGUAUUCCAGCCACAGCUCAUCCCUGCAAGUUGCAAGGGAGGGCGAGGGCAAAGCGGCAUUUGCCGCCAUGUAUCAGUAAUCGAGCCUGUCCUUUGCUACGAGUGAGAGUAAAGGAAAGCAACAUUG